This is a messenger RNA of Calypte anna (Anna's hummingbird), 837 nucleotides long. Its product is annotated as spindle and kinetochore-associated protein 1-like. Bases 52 to 813 code for a protein of 253 amino acids. Gene Ontology annotation, molecular function: microtubule binding. Lineage: Eukaryota; Metazoa; Chordata; Aves; Apodiformes; Trochilidae. The record is from RefSeq and is a predicted model, not a curated record. Gene Ontology annotation, biological process: mitotic cell cycle; chromosome segregation; cell division. The transcript has 7 exons. Gene Ontology annotation, cellular component: outer kinetochore; spindle microtubule; mitotic spindle.
UCCUUCCCGCUCCCAGCGGGUUGUUGGCUCCGGUGCUGCUGAGGAGAAAUAAUGACAUCCUCAGACCUGGAAGAUUUGAGCCUUCACAUCAACACAAAGAUUUCAGCUAUUAAGAAGACUCUUCAGUUAAGGAACAUAGGUCAAGAGCCAUCCCUCAAAUCUAUGCUCUGUAAAAUAGGGCAGGAGAUGAUUCUCUUGCAUGAUCUCCUGAAUAAAAUGGAAACUGGGGUUCAACAGCAAGAAAAACUGAAGAACUUGCUAAAAGAGCUCCAGAAGUCUGCUGAGAGGGAGCAAAAUGAAGCACAGCAUCUCUAUGAAAAUAUUCCUCCCUACCUGCCUAAACCAACUCGGAGCUGCCUUGCUGGGCAGAUUGUGAAAAGUGAAGAACAAAGCAAAGUUGUGGAACCUGAGCGUGCCAAAAAACCCCCAAAAGAGCAAAGACCCAUUAAGGAAGCAGCUUUAAUAACUGCAGAAGAGUUUGAAAGUGUUCCUGGGUACAUGAAAGGACGUUUGAGCUACGAGCAGAUCAAUGCAGUUGUGCAAGAGAUCAACAAGGCUGUGGUGGGCAAGUACAAGAUCCUGCAUCAGCCUUUGAAAUCUAUGAGUGCCCAAGUCAGGAAUCUCUACCACAGGUUUCAGGAUGAGGAAACUAAGGACACAAAAGGUGAAUUCUUUAUCGUGGAGGCUGACAUCAGGGAGUUCACUCAGCUGAAGGUGGACAAACGCUUCCACAGCAUCCUCAACAUCCUGCGCCACUGCCAGAGGCUCAGGGAGGUUCGCGGCUCCAGGCUCGUCCGCUACGUCGUCUGCUGAAGAGCUCCCCCUGUGCCCGAGAUG